AUGGCUGGCGAAACUUUUGAGUUCCAGGCUGAGAUUUCUCAGUUGCUCUCUCUCAUCAUUAACACAGUCUACUCAAACAAGGAGAUCUUCUUAAGAGAACUUGUUUCCAACUGUUCCGAUGCUCUCGACAAGAUUCGUUACGAGGCUCUCUCAGAUCCCUCCAAGCUCGACAGCGGCAAAGAUCUCCGCAUCGACAUUAUCCCCGACAAGGAGAACAAGACCCUUACCAUCCGCGAUACCGGUAUUGGUAUGACCAAGGCUGAUCUCGUCAACAACCUCGGUACGAUUGCACGAUCUGGUACCAAGCAAUUUAUGGAGGCCCUCACCGCAGGUGCUGAUAUCUCUAUGAUUGGUCAAUUCGGUGUUGGUUUCUACUCCGCCUACCUUGUUGCAGACAGAGUUACUGUCGUCUCGAAAAACAACGAUGAUGAACAAUACAUUUGGGAAUCCAGUGCCGGAGGAACUUUCACCCUUACUCACGAUUCUGAGGGUGAGCAACUCGGCCGUGGUACCAAGAUCAUUCUUCACUUGAAGGACGAGCAAUUGGAUUACCUAAACGAGUCAAAGAUCAAGGAGGUCAUCAAGAAGCACUCUGAGUUCAUCUCCUACCCAAUCUAUCUCCACGUCUCCAAGGAGACUGAGACUGAAGUUCCAGAUGAGGAGGCCGAGGAAACCAAGGAGGAGGAUGAUGAGAAGAAGGCCAAGAUUGAGGAGGUCGAUGACGAGGAGGAGAAGAAGCCAAAGACCAAGAAGGUCAAGGAGACCAAGAUCGAGGAGGAAGAACUCAACAAGCAAAAGCCAAUCUGGACCAGAAAUCCUGCCGACAUCACCCCAGAAGAGUACGGUUCAUUCUACAAGUCCCUCUCCAACGACUGGGAAGAUCACUUGGCCGUCAAGCACUUCUCUGUUGAGGGUCAACUCGAAUUCCGUGCCAUCCUUUUCGUCCCAAAACGUGCUCCGUUCGAUCUCUUCGAGACCAAGAAGACCAAGAACAACAUCAAGCUUUACGUUCGUCGUGUCUUCAUCACUGAUGAUGCCACUGAUCUCAUCCCUGAAUGGUUGAGCUUCGUUAAGGGUGUUGUUGACUCUGAAGAUCUCCCACUUAACUUGUCUCGUGAAACUCUUCAACAAAACAAGAUCAUGAAGGUCAUCAAGAAGAACAUUGUCAAGAAGGUUCUUGAGCUCUUCCAAGAGAUCUCCGAGGACAAGGAGCAGUUCGACAAGUUCUACUCUGCUUUCUCCAAGAACAUCAAGCUCGGUAUCCACGAGGAUUCCCAAAACAGAGCAGCUCUUGCCAAGCUCCUCAGAUUCAGCUCCACCAAGUCUGGUGAUGACAUCACCUCCCUCUCUGACUAUGUUACCCGUAUGCCAGAGCACCAAAAGAACCUCUACUACAUCACUGGCGAGUCCCUCAAGGCUGUUCAAAAGUCACCAUUCCUUGACUCCCUCAAGGCAAAGAACUUUGAAGUCCUCUUCUUGGUUGACCCCAUUGAUGAGUACGCCAUGACCCAACUCAAGGAGUUCGAGGGUAAGAAGCUUGUUGAUAUCACCAAGGACUUCGAGCUCGAGGAGACCGAUGAGGAAAAGAAGACUCGUGAGGAAGAAGAGAAGGAAUUUGAGAGUCUUGCAAAGGCUCUCAAGAACGUUCUCGGUGACAACGUUGAGAAGGUUGUUGUCAGCCACAAGCUUGUCAAUGCUCCUUGUGCUAUUCGCACCGGUCAGUUUGGUUGGUCUGCUAACAUGGAGCGUAUCAUGAAGGCACAAGCUCUCCGCGAUACCUCUAUGUCAUCAUACAUGUCUUCUAAGAAGACUUUCGAAAUCUCUCCUAAAUCACCAAUCAUCAAGGAGUUGAAGAAGAAGGUUGAGGCUGAUGGUGAGAAUGAUCGUACUGUUAAGUCGAUUACUCAACUCUUGUUUGAGACUUCCCUUCUCGUUUCUGGUUUCACCAUCGAGGAGCCAGCUGGAUUUGCUGAGCGUAUUCACAAGCUUGUCUCACUCGGAUUGAAUGUUGAGGAGGAGCCAGAAACUACCGAAGAGGCCGCCGCCACUGAGGCAACUUCGGAUGCACCAGUUGAGAGUGCUAUGGAGGAGGUUGACUAA
Messenger RNA from Sclerotinia sclerotiorum 1980 UF-70, 2100 nucleotides. Its product is annotated as heat shock protein 90. The record is from RefSeq and is a predicted model, not a curated record. Gene Ontology annotation, molecular function: ATP-dependent protein folding chaperone; ATP binding; ATP hydrolysis activity. The transcript is spliced from 2 exons. NCBI's taxonomy places the organism in Eukaryota, Fungi, Ascomycota, Leotiomycetes, Helotiales, Sclerotiniaceae. The coding region runs from base 1 to 2100 and encodes 699 amino acids. Gene Ontology annotation, biological process: protein folding; cellular response to heat; protein stabilization. Gene Ontology annotation, cellular component: plasma membrane; cytosol; protein-containing complex.